AUGAUGCUUCCCUACUUUGCGGAAUCGGGCUCGCUGCCCGCACCACUGCCCACCGAAGAUGAGCUUGAGUCUGCUGAGUCACUGCCUUCGAUUUACCCACCAGACCUUCGACGCAACGUUAUCGUCAGAGGCCGAUAUGUCGUCAAGUACGGCAGCGGUGUAAAAGAAAAUGAGGGACGGGCUCUUUUGGCUCUGGAGAAGUACCCAUCCAUACCGUCCCUAAAGCUCUACGCCAUGUACCGUCAAGAUGACAAGCUCUACAUCGUGAUGGAGUUCAAAAGGGGAAUCCAGCUUGAUGAAGUGUGGAGUAGCAUCCCAGAGCCCGUAAAGUCGGAUGUGAUCACACAACUACGCAUGAUCAUGGAUAGUAUGCGCAAAAUUCCCUCUGCCGGCAUUUUUGGAAGCGUCUCGCACGUACAUGUACCGCACAGAUUCUUCUGGACGCCUGUCCCGUACCCCCAGAUCAACGGCCCCUUUGAGCAUGAGCAGGACUUUAGCAUGGCCAUGGCCGAGCGCUCCCAGUGUGCCUGGGAUGAAGAGAUAAGCAGGACCAACAGGAGUUGGGUUUCAGGCUGGCUCGCUCGCAAUCUCCCCACCGUUCUCAGGGGUCACCCUUCAGUCUUCACUCACGGCGACUUCCAGCGAAAGAACAUACUGGUCGAAAAGGUGGCCGUCAAGGAUGGGAUUGAAAGUUCGCAAUGGAGGGUGACUGCGCUUCUUGACUGGGAGGAUGCAGGCUGGUACCCAUCUUACUGGGAGUACGCAUCUUGCUUCGUGGAUUUCGGUAUGGAGGAGGAAUGGCCGGAGUAUCUGGAGGGCAUACUCGAGCCUUUUCCUCUUGAGUCGGGCUUGCUGAAAGUUGUGCGUCAAGACAUAGACUAUUGA
Diaporthe amygdali is the source of this 885-nucleotide messenger RNA. RefSeq lists its product as uncharacterized. Bases 1 to 885 code for a protein of 294 amino acids. The record is from RefSeq and is a predicted model, not a curated record. NCBI's taxonomy places the organism in Eukaryota, Fungi, Ascomycota, Sordariomycetes, Diaporthales, Diaporthaceae. The transcript has a single exon.